UACAAAACGUCGCAAAAAUUGAGAACGUGCAAUUCUGCUGCGCGUUAUUAGAGGAAUCACAGUGGCGAACAUAAGAAGGCCUUUGAGCAGAACGCAGAAUCAAUUAAAGGGGUAUCUAAAGCGCAGAACUCGCAAAUAGCACAAGGAAAUCGCUGGAAAGAAACCGAACACUGAACGCCGAAAAAUACCAAACCCUUAAACAGGAUAUCAAUACAUAACAAAAAACAGAAAUAAAAGACACAAAAGACAAAACCAUGCGCCAUCCCGCUGCCCCAACAAUAAUCGCCGUCCUCCUCGGCUUCCUGGUAUUCAUGGUAGUCUGGGCGAGAGUUAGAGACGAUGGCCACCACGAAGGAAACCCGCAUCCUGCAGACGUACCUAAAAAAAGAGAAGAAGAAAGCGAACACGACGACAACUAGCCAUCAGCCUUGAUGGCUUACUGUGGCUGUUGCUCGUGCUGCUGUUGCUCGUGCUGCUGCUGCUCCUGCUUCCGCUUCUUUCCCCUCUCCCUGGUCAGCUUGCUCUUCUCGGCAGCUGUCAGGUGACUGUGCGUGCCGCGAGCGGCACGCUUCUCCUGGUCCUUGGACCCUGCAGGGCGACCACGCCUCCUGGGCUGUGGCGCGGAGGUACCAGGGGCAGAAGCGGGAGGAGAGGAGGGAAGGAGAGGGAGGCAAGGAGGGAGGCAAUCCGGGAGGGGAAGCGGGAGCGGAUCCAGGAGCGGAGCCGGGAGGGAG
Messenger RNA from Boeremia exigua, 734 nucleotides. RefSeq lists its product as uncharacterized. The record is from RefSeq and is a predicted model, not a curated record. Lineage: Eukaryota; Fungi; Ascomycota; Dothideomycetes; Pleosporales; Didymellaceae. The coding region runs from base 255 to 419 and encodes 54 amino acids. The transcript has a single exon.